CUAGAUUUUGAUUUUUUUCCAAUGUGGUGUGGUAAUUAGGUUGAACGAGAUGAUGAGGCUGCAAACCUAUACCGGUCUCAGCUUUGUUGCGAUGCUAGCUGUUAUUUAUCAUGCAUUCAACAGUAGAGGCCAGUUUUAUCAUGCUAUGGUGUAUUUAUCAACCUCUAAGAUCAGCUUGCUGCUUAUUCUCAACAUGGGCCUUGUCUUUAUGUGCAUCUUAUGGCAAAUAACCAAGCGGAUAUUCCUUGGGUCCCUUCGUGAAGCCGAGGUCGAGAGGUUGAACGAGCAGUCAUGGAGGGAGGUUAUGGAGAUCCUCUUUGCAAUCACUAUUUUUCGGCAGGACUUCUCCAUUUCGUUUCUCGUGAUGGUUACUGCCCUGUUGUUAAUCAAGGCUUUGCAUUGGUUGGCACAGAAAAGGGUUGAGUACAUCGAGACAACCCCUUCUGUUCUUAUGUUGUCUCAUGUUCGAAUUGUUUCUUUUCUGGGUUUCCUUCUUCUAGAUUGUCUGUUUUUGUCCAGCUCUAUCAAGGUUCUGAUCCAAACUCGACAAGCUUCAGUCUCCCUAUUCUUUGCAUUUGAGUACAUGAUAUUGGCAACAACUAUAGUGUCGAAUUUCAUAAAAUAUUGUUUCUAUGUGAGUGACAUGCUUAUGGAAGGACAAUGGGAGAAAAAGCCUGUCUAUACCUUCUACUUGGAGCUCAUCCAGGACUUGCUUCACUUGUCUAUGUAUUUAUUCUUCUUUCUUGUGAUUUUCAUGAAUUAUGGUGUACCACUUCACUUAAUACGGGAGCUAUAUGAAACCUUUAGGAAUUUCAAAAUUCGUGUGGCUGACUACAUGCAUUAUAGGAAGAUCGCUUCAAAUAUGAAUGAUAGAUUCCCAGAUGCAACCCCUGAAGAGCUCACUUCAAACGAUGCAACAUGUAUUAUAUGCCGGGAAGAGAUGACCACAGCGAAUAAGUUAAUUUGUGGACAUCUUUUUCAUGUGCACUGUCUUCGAUCGUGGCUGGAGAGACAGCAUACCUGCCCUACAUGUAAAGCUCUGGUUGUACCACCUGAAAAUGGAACAAGUUCAUCUGGAGGGCAACAUGGACCUUGGUCAGAUGCUCAAGGACAGGGUAACCUCAUUGUAACAUCAUCUAUAAUAAGGGUCCGGCACAAGUUCAGUUAGAUAAGGUUCUGGUGGUGGUGACAUGGCCACUGAUAAUUUGACCCAGCAUCAGGC
Molecule: messenger RNA, 1222 nt
Organism: Hibiscus syriacus
Lineage: Eukaryota; Viridiplantae; Streptophyta; Magnoliopsida; Malvales; Malvaceae
Product: ERAD-associated E3 ubiquitin-protein ligase HRD1A-like
Exons: 5
Coding region: 50-1168 (372 amino acids)
Source: RefSeq, a predicted model, not a curated record